Molecule: messenger RNA, 3811 nt
Organism: Scatophagus argus
Lineage: Eukaryota; Metazoa; Chordata; Actinopteri; Scatophagidae
Gene: lss
Product: lanosterol synthase (2,3-oxidosqualene-lanosterol cyclase)
Exons: 22
Coding region: 139-2346 (735 amino acids)
Biological process (GO): triterpenoid biosynthetic process; cholesterol biosynthetic process
Cellular component (GO): lipid droplet
Molecular function (GO): lanosterol synthase activity
Source: RefSeq, a predicted model, not a curated record
CGAUGAACCCGCCGACCUCAAAGAACUACAAAUCCCAUGAGGAGAGCAGAAGGGGGGCAGAGGCCGAAGAGGAGCUGAAAAGAAAAGAACUGAUGUGCUUCAGCGGAGGAUUUAACUUUGUGCCUGUCAGUAAUCGAUAUGACUGAGGGAACGCACCUGCGGAGGCGAGGGGGGCCGUACAAGACGGAGCCAGCCACGGACCUGAGCCGCUGGAGGCUGACUAACGUCGAGGGCAGGCAGACUUGGCGCUACGUGGACGAUCGGGACACCCCAGACAGAGAGCAGACGAUGGUGGAAGCCUGUUCUCUCGGCUUGGACACGGGUAAGUUUGUGUCUGACUCCCCCGCUGCCCACACGGCUGCAGAUGCAGCUCUGAAAGGGAUGAACUUCUACAGUCACCUCCAGGCUGAGGACGGUCACUGGGCGGGGGACUACGGUGGGCCUCUCUUCCUGCUCCCAGGCCUCCUGAUUACGUGCCAUGUGGCUAAGAUCCCGCUAGCUGAGGCCUGGAAGAAAGAGAUGGUGCGGUACCUGCGCUCCGUGCAGCUGCCGGAUGGAGGCUGGGGUCUACACAUUGAAGACAAGUCGACCGUCUUUGGCACAGCGCUGAGUUACACCUCACUGAGGAUCCUGGGAGUCGGUCCUGAUGAUCCAGAUAUGGUUCGAGCCAGAAACAACCUGCACAGCAAAGGCGGUGCUGUGGGGAUUCCCUCGUGGGGUAAAUUCUGGCUCUCCAUUUUAAAUGUCUACAGCUGGGAGGGAAUGAACACACUGCUACCAGAGAUGUGGCUGUUCCCCACGUGGAUGCCAGCCCACCCCUCCACCCUGUGGUGUCACUGUCGUCAGGUCUACCUGCCCAUGAGCUACUGUUACGCUGUCCGACUGGCUGCAGAGGAAGACGCUCUGGUCCGCAGCCUCAGACAGGAGCUUUAUGUCCAGGACUAUGGCUCCAUUAGCUGGCCUGCUCAGAGGAACAAUGUGGCGGCGUGUGACCUGUACACCCCUCACAGCACACUGCUCACCGUCGCCUACAUGUUGUUAAACGUGUACGAAGCCCACCACAGCACAACGCUGAGAGGGAAGGCCGUCAAAGAACUGUAUGAACACAUCCAGGCAGACGACAGCUUCACUAAAUGUAUCAGCAUUGGACCGAUCUCCAAGACCAUCAACAUGCUGGUUCGCUGGUAUGUGGAUGGUCCCUCCUCUCCGGCCUUUCAGGAGCAUGUGUCCAGGAUCCCAGACUACCUGUGGUUAGGAUUAGAUGGAAUGAAAAUGCAGGGGACCAACGGAUCGCAGCUCUGGGAUACCUGCUUUGCUGUGCAGGCUUUCCUUGAGGCUGGAGCUCAGGAUAACCCCAGGUUGGCCGAAUGCCUCCGAGAUGCCCAUCAGUUUCUCAAAAUCACACAGAUACCUGAGAAUCCUCCUGAAUACCAGAAGUACUACAGACAAAUGAACAAGGGCGGCUUCCCCUUCAGCACCCGUGACUGUGGUUGGAUCGUGGCUGACUGCACCGCUGAGGGCCUGAAGUCAGUGAUGCUGCUGCAGGAACUCUGUCCCUCCAUCGGCCAGCCCAUCACCUCAGAGCGCCUCUAUGAUGCUGUCAAUGUGCUGCUGAGCAUGAGAAACCCUGAUGGUGGAUUUGCCACAUAUGAAACGAAGAGGGGAGGAAAACUCCUGGAGCUGCUCAACCCCUCCGAAGUGUUUGGUGACAUCAUGAUAGAUUAUACCUAUGUGGAGUGUACCUCAGCAGUAAUGCAGGCUCUGAGGCACUUCCAGAAGGCCUACCCUCAACACCGCGCUGACGAGAUAAGCUCCACUCUAAAGGAAGGACUGGAGUACUGCAGGAAGGCGCAGAGGCCCGAUGGAUCCUGGGAAGGGUCCUGGGGCGUGUGCUUCACUUAUGGAAUAUGGUUUGGCCUCGAAGCCUUUGCUUGUAUGGGUCACGUCUACAAGGACAAGGUUGUGUGUGUGGAGGUGCAGAAAGCUUGUCAGUUCCUGCUGGAGCAGCAGAUGGCAGAUGGAGGCUGGGGGGAAAACUUUGAGUCUUGCGAGCAGCGGCGCUACAUUCAGAGCAGCACAGCUCAGAUUCAUAACACCUGCUGGGCCUUGUUAGGCCUCAUGGCCGCCAGGCACCCUGACAGACGGGCCAUUGAGAGAGGAGUACAGCUGCUGAUUGACAAGCAGCUGCCCAAUGGCGACUGGCCUCAGGAAAAUAUUGCAGGCGUGUUCAACAAGAGUUGUGCUAUCAGCUACACCUCCUACAGAAACGUCUUCCCAGUCUGGACCCUCGGCCGCUUCUCAAGUCUUUACCCCGGCAGUCCGUUGGCUGGGAAGGUGAAGCUGUGAAAUCCUUUAACAGCCUCUUCAGACUAUCUGCCAACCCGUCUACAACUGAAGCGAAAUACGACGACAGCCACAAGGCUCAGAACUUUCAGGCUUCAAGUUAUGCACCAUUUCUAAGUGGGGCACUUUUAGUGACUGAAUGUGGACAUAUUAUAAUGAUCAUAACCUUCACUUUUAGAGAGCUUUUCUAAAUCAAAGCUACAAAAUGCUUCACGUACAAAGAUUGUACAAAACCAAUACAGUAGGCAAAUAAAACAAUAAGUAAUAAAACCAGAAAGCAAAGGUCAGUCAGUAUAAAUCGAGUAAAAGCUCAAGUGAAAGCUCUCAGAUUAAAGUUUGUUUUUAGAAGCAUUUCAAAAGAGGUCACUGCUGACCUGAUUUCCUCAAGCAGCUUGCAGUACAGCCAUCGAUUUAAUUCAGGCCUUUGACUUUGAAUGAAGGCAUGUGAAAAGGUCUCUGUGUCUCUGAAGGAUAAAAUAGGUUGCAUUUUGGAAAUAUUUCUAAGAUGAUAAAAACAGGUUCUGGUGUGUGCUGCUUUCAGCUCUGCAUCUGAGUCGGAUCCAUCAGAUCAGCGCACCACAUUUCAUUCUUUGAAUUUCUUUUUAUGUUGACAUUCCAGACGGAGCUACUCCUUAAAACUCUGUUGUGAUAAUCUGCUGCUGUCCAAGACGCCCCCUUAAUGUGCGCUGGUUUUAAAUCCCUGCUUCUUCCUUCCAUUUGCAUUUAGAAUAAAGAACUUUUCUGUGUCUUGAUGUGUCGUCAGUAAAUUUACGUUACAUCGGUUUGUACGCAGCAGACGGUCAAGCACAGAGCAACACGAGACAAUUCUUUUAUUUAGAAGAAUAAUCCCUCAUAACACCUGACACUGAUCAAUCACAGUACACAGCACACCCAGCUUAUGGGCGGGGAAGUCCGAUGAUGUGUUAACCUUUAUCAGAAUGAGAGAGUUGGCAGAGAAGACACAUUUUUUCAGCAACGCCCUGAUCCUCCCCCCAACGCAUGUACAAUGGAAACACUAUUUUACUGUUAACUGCUGUUUACUGUUUUACUGUUACCCUGAGAACUGCAUGAGUGUACAGUCAGUUAGAGAGGGAAGAAACACGGUGGAGAAGGAGUUUGCGUGGCUCAGGUCCGUUUGCUCGGUGUCCUCCUGAAUCUAUUCUGCCUAUAUGUUCACAUUCUGCCUAUAUUUUGUCGUCCUUAAUAUUCAUACAAUAAGUUUGUUAUGCCGUUUUAGUUUUUAAACACAUCAGUGAUGGACACAAGGGGGGCAAAGGGGGAGAUUGCCCCCAUGUUUAUAUAAAUCAUGCAGUGUCGUCUUGGUUUGCAUUUCUGGUUUAUAAAACAUGACAAAGUGCCUUCUCGGGUGUCCUUUUAGUGGACAAAAUGUGAUGCAGUGCUGUACAGGCUGCCCUACAUGCUGACAUGAGUUGGUCUCCAUGUGCCUGCAAAUAAAUAGUGAACAGAC